UUUUAUUUUCUAUAUAUAUGGUAUUCUAUAUUAUGGAUUGGAAAUUAAAAAAUUGUCACAUACCCUCGAAUUAUUAGCAUAAAAUGACAUUGCAACCAAAUCAAUCUUUUAACAUAGACGCAACACAGGAACGAGGAUUUAUUACUUUUUUUAACAUGUUGACUGAGAAACCUAAUACCACGAUAAGGAUUUUUGAUAGAGGAGAAUAUUACACAGUUCAUGGCAAUGAUGCCAUAUACACAUCUAAAGAAGUGUUUAAGACUACUGGAGUUUUAAAAUAUAAUGGGAAAAAUCAAAAGUUACCAUAUGUAGUGUUAAGCAAAUUGAAUUUUGAAAGUUUUGCCAGAGAUCUUUUAUUAGUUAAAAAAUAUCGAAUAGAGAUAUUCAAAGGCAAUGUUAACAAAAAUGAUUGGACUUUAUCUAUUAAAGCAUCUCCUGGUAAUUUAUGGCAAAUUGAAGAUAUAUUGUUUGGGAACUUUGAUUUGAAUACAACUUCUGGCAUAAUGUCAGUUAAAUUAAGAUCAGAUGUUCAGCAGCAAAAUUAUAUUGGUGUGGCAUACUAUGAAGAUUUUGAGAGCCUAAAGUUUAAUAUCACUGAAUUUUAUGACGAUGAACAAUUAUCCACUUUUGAAGCCCUGAUAGUGCACCUGGGACCAAAAGAAUGUUUGUUGCCAACUAAGAGCAAGGACAAUUCUUUGCUUGACCUAAGUGACAAAUUAACAGAAAUUCUGGAGAGAAACAAAGUUUUAAUCACUGAACGCAAAAAAAAUGAUUUCACGACACAAGAUGUAGUGCAAGAUAUGAACAAAUUGCUUAAAUUUAAAAAUAAUCAAAGUUCCAAUUUUUCAAGCUACCCUGAAUAUCAAAACAGCCAAUUGGCUUUAUCUUGUACAUCAGCGAUCAUCAAAUACCUAGACCUACUGUCGCAAGAUUGUCAUUACGGUGUUUACAGUUUGGAUACUUUAAACGUCGAAAAUUUUAUGAAGUUGGAUAUGGCAGCCAUCAAAGCUCUCAAUCUAUUUCCGGAACAUUCCGAUAUGAACUCCGAAACAAACAAACACCGGCCACAAAAUUUGUAUGCACUUUUAAAUAAAUGUCGAACGAGUCAAGGUCAAAGGUUAUUGCACAGAUGGAUCAAACAGCCACUAUUGGAUGUAAAUAAAAUAGAUGAAAGAUUAAAUGUAGUUGAAACGUUUGUAAAGAAUUAUGGUUUAAGGCAACUUUUUGCCGAUUCUCACCUUAGGAGGAUGCCCGAUUUUCAGAAGAUAGCGAGAAAAUUUAUGAGGAAAAAAGCUACCCUGCAGGACGUUUACAGGAUAUACAAAGCCGUAAAAUGGUUACCCAACAUAGUAACUUCCCUCGAUUCUGACAUUGAAAGUGACCAUAAAGACAAUCAUUCUAACAAUUGUAGUACCACAUCGAUCCUUACCAGCCAUUUUUCCGUUCGAAUCGGGGAAAUUUUUAACGAUUUCACCAAAUAUAUCGAAAUGUGCGAACUCAUGAUUGACUUAGAGAGGAUCGAGAAUAACCAGGAAUACCUUAUUAAGCCAGAGUUUGAUGAGGAUUUAAAAUGUUUAAGAGAAUCGCUAAAUCAAUUAGAAAACUCGAUGCAAGCUCAAUUCAAGUCAGUGGCCAAAGACCUUUCCUUGGAACAGGGCAAGGGUAUUAAACUCGAAUACAGUUCACCCAUUGGACAUUAUUAUAGAAUCACUAAAAAAGACGAAAAAUGUCUCAGAAACAACAAAAAAUACACAACGAUAGACACCAACAACAACGGCGUGCGUUUUAAAGAUAGCAAAUUAGACACUCUUAACCUAUCUUAUAUGCAAACCAAAGCAGAUUACGAAGAACAUCAAAAGAUUGUCGUGGAUGAAAUCAUGAAUAUUGCAUCGGGUUACACUGACCCCUUAAUGAAACUGACGGAAAUAACUGCCGAAUUGGAUGUACUAAUAAGUUUUGCUGAUGUUUCUCAAAAUACGGCUUCACAACCUUAUGUUAGACCUAUCGUUUUGCCUAAAGAAGAGCGGAUAAUUGACAUAAAACAAGCCCGAAAUCCAUGUAUGGAAAUUCAAGACGAUAUGUCAUUUAUACCCAACGAUAUUUAUUUCAAAAAAGGUGAAACAACCUUUUACAUCAUAACCGGCCCGAACAUGGGAGGAAAGUCUACUUAUAUAAGAACGGCUGGCACUUUAAUUCUAAUGGCUCAAAUAGGCUGUUUUAUACCCUGUAAUGGCUCUCACGGAGAUAUUCCUAAGCUAUCUAUUUUGGACGGUAUUUUAUGUAGAGUGGGCUCUUCUGAUUCGCAAACCAGGGGGGUCUCAACUUUUAUGGCGGAAAUGAUUGAGACUACCGCAAUAUUAAAACAAGCUACAGAGCACUCAUUGAUAAUUAUAGACGAAUUGGGUCGAGGAACUUCCACCUACGAUGGGUUUGGCUUAGCUUGGGCCAUAUCAGAACACAUCGCAUUGAAUAUUGGUUGCUUCACGUUUUUUGCCACCCAUUUUCACGAAUUGACUCAAUUGGCUCAGGAAAUAGCAACCCGUUUAGAAAAUAAAAUGAAGCUUUCGAACAUAUCGUCAAAUUCUCCUCAUGACAAUAUUUUGGACGUCACUAAUUGCAUGAAUAAAGAAAUCGAAGUUAAAAGUUAUUCAAAUAAUAAUUUCGAUAUAGUCAAAAAUUUACACGUUACGGCUUUGAUUGUUGGCUCCGAUAUUAAAAAUGGUAUGGAUAUCGAAAUUAAUGACAAAGGACUGGAUUGUUUGGGAAGGGAAGAUAAAAAUUUGGUUCUUUUAUAUAAGGUUAAACGCGGAGUUUGUGACAGAAGUUUUGGCAUACACAUCGCGAAGAUGGCCAAGUUCCCCGAAUCCGUUAUAAAGAUGGCUAAAGAAAAGGCGGACGAGUUAGGAGAUUGUUCAUAUGAUGAUUAUUAUACGGAUAUAAAUGAAAAUGAGAACAACUUUUAUAAGAAUAAAAAAGAAGGAUUAAUAAUAAUCAAGGAAUUUUUGAAAAAAGUUCAGAUGACAUUAAAUAAAUGUGAAGACUUUCCAUCUUACGAUUCCAAAGUUCAUAUUCGAGAUAAAAUAUUGGAUGAUCUUAAAACGCAAUUUUUAAAUCAGAAUAUAAAUAAUUCUUAUAUAAAGAUGCUGAUUAACAAACUCCAUUAAAAUCUCAUAACAUUAUAUCGAUAUCAUCAAAUAUUAUGUUAUUU
Molecule: messenger RNA, 3208 nt
Organism: Gordionus sp. m RMFG-2023
Lineage: Eukaryota; Metazoa; Nematomorpha; Gordioida; Chordodea; Parachordodidae
Product: DNA mismatch repair protein Msh2-like
Exons: 23
Coding region: 84-3164 (1026 amino acids)
Biological process (GO): mitotic recombination; mismatch repair
Cellular component (GO): MutSalpha complex; nucleus
Molecular function (GO): ATP binding; ATP-dependent DNA damage sensor activity; mismatched DNA binding
Source: RefSeq, a predicted model, not a curated record